UAAGUAAUAAAUAAUUAUUUAAAAAAAAAAAAAAAAAAUGUGACCAACCAUUAGGUAUAGUUUGAAAACUGUUCGUAGAAUGCGCUCAAACCGUUGUUUAGUACUACCUAGUGAUAAUGUUAUCAAACAUGCCAGAAACCGCGUAAAAAAGAACACUACAGUCAAUAACACGAUGGACGAUAAUACCGAAUCCACUAUUCCUGCCGAAUCACAAAUUUCAACUCCAACCGCUGCCAUAGAUUUGGAGAAUAAUCCAGCGGAUCAAUCAACUUCGACGAUGGAUGAUGCUGAUAUUACAUCGGGUACGAAUUUACAUAACAUUUCUGCUUCUGAUGCCGAAGAUGAACAAUCUAUUCAGCAACGUUUGAGUGAAACCGAAGAAAACCACUCGGCCAUGGAUUCAGUCAACGAUGAAAUACCAAACGAAACACUUCUAGAGACCGAUACGACAGAAUUAGAAGAAGCUGCGGAUUCUGUUCUCGAUACAAUUGAUUCGAUAAAUGAUUCAAAUCUCAAUGAUACUGUAACCGAGUCUACCAAGCAAACUAGAUCCGAUCAAAAAACUGAAAAAAUUUCUCAAUUUCCUCUCGGUAGAGUAAGAGAUAUAAUGAAAGCAGAUCCCGAUAUUAAAAUAGUUAGCGGUGAAUGCGUAUUUCUUGUCGCCAAAGCUACGGAAAUGUUUCUUCAACGACUGGGCAGAGAAAUUCACACUAUUACGUUGAGAAAUAAAAAGAAAACGUUACAGAAAAAGGAUCUGGAUGCUGUUAUCUCGGAGAAUGUUGCUUUUGAAUUUUUGGAAGGAGCUUUGAAUUGAAAUUCGUUCGUUUAUCUAGUAUUUUCUAUUUUAAUUUACCAAAAUUUUAUGUGAUAAUUUAUGUGGGACGAUUCGUUCAUAAUAAAUAAGUAAUUCCAUUUUUAAAUAA
Messenger RNA from Planococcus citri (citrus mealybug), 923 nucleotides. Its product is annotated as DNA polymerase epsilon subunit 4-like. Lineage: Eukaryota; Metazoa; Arthropoda; Insecta; Hemiptera; Pseudococcidae. Gene Ontology annotation, biological process: DNA-templated DNA replication. Gene Ontology annotation, cellular component: epsilon DNA polymerase complex; nucleus. The record is from RefSeq and is a predicted model, not a curated record. The transcript has 3 exons. The coding region runs from base 80 to 814 and encodes 244 amino acids. Gene Ontology annotation, molecular function: protein heterodimerization activity.